GGGAACUGGGGGGUGUGUCCCACUGAGUGAGCACUCCGGCGGCUAUAAAGUCGGUCUCUCGUGCCCUUCUUUUCGGUCUUCUUGCUAUCCCUCAUCCUUCAGAACUAUACACUCCACCUCCAAAUCCAUACAUCUCAAUUGCACCGCCACAAUGAGCUUCCACCACAGCGCAGAGGACAUCCAGAUUGAGGACAACCACAUCUUGGUUGCCAAACUGGCAAAUGAGGAUGGUGAAAUGCAAGACGCGUCCAUUGACCUGGACGAGUUCAUUGGAAACAACGACGGUUCCUUCGAGUGGGACGGUCAAAACUUCUCCGAGACCGCCGAGGACGUGGAAUUCUCGAUCGAGGGAGACGGCGAAGUGCCCGUGCUGCGGGCCAAAUUGAACAACGCGGAAGGGGAGCAAGUCGAGGCCGAUAUUAACCUGGGAGAGCGGGUUGUGAACAACAAUGGCGCCUUUGAGUUUCAAUAGUCCAUAACAUUUAUCAUACCGUGUCCGUGGGAAGCGAAAGCCACCUGUGUUGAAUCUACAACCUACGAAG
Messenger RNA from Aspergillus steynii IBT 23096, 542 nucleotides. Its product is annotated as CVNH domain-containing protein. NCBI's taxonomy places the organism in Eukaryota, Fungi, Ascomycota, Eurotiomycetes, Eurotiales, Aspergillaceae. The transcript is spliced from 2 exons. Bases 152 to 472 code for a protein of 106 amino acids. The record is from RefSeq and is a predicted model, not a curated record.